This is a messenger RNA of Acanthamoeba castellanii str. Neff, 1041 nucleotides long. RefSeq lists its product as uncharacterized. NCBI's taxonomy places the organism in Eukaryota, Discosea, Longamoebia, Acanthamoebidae. The record is from RefSeq and is a predicted model, not a curated record. The coding region runs from base 1 to 1041 and encodes 346 amino acids. The transcript has a single exon.
AUGGCGACGAAGGACAUGAAGCAAGCGGCGCAGGAGAGGUUCAACGAGUACAGGGACAACGUGGUCGAGAUGACGGACAAGUUCGUGGGCGAGAUGGAGGGCCGCGCGGCGAGCGUGAAGAAGAGCGUCAGCGAGGCCGUGGCCCACCCCUACGACACGAUCGACCAGGCGCGCGACGGGCUCGACGCCACCGUGGCCCAGACGCGCGACCGGGUCGAGACCGAGGCCUCGAUCGUGGUGGGCUACAAGGACCAGUUCCUGGGUGCCGUCAAGGAGGCCUUCGGCCGCGUGCUCAAGGACCAGGAGCUGACCCGCGCCGGCCAGGAGCAGAAGCUCAAGGGCGAGGCCGAGGUAGCGCUGCAGAAGGCGCUGGGCGAAGAGAAGCGCCAGCAGAAGAUGAGGGAGGCGAUCGUCGAGACGCUGAUGAGGCGCGAGGCGGUGCUGGCCCAGCUCGCGCAGCAGGACGGCUAUGACCAGCUCGCCGCCGCGGGCAAGCUGCGCCACGUUGAGCUGCGCGAGCGCGACCCGGCCGACAUCUUCAUCGCCGUGGGCGGCAAGACCACCUUCGCGCUCAAGCGCUACAGCAAGGCACAGCUGCUCGACGACAUCCGCCACCGCCGCACCCGCAAGCCGAUGCUCUACGUCAACGUGCGCGAGCGCGGGCUCAUGCGCUCCAUUCCGCUGCAGAAGAAGGACCUCAAGUUCAAGGGCCGCAUGCUCUACACGGACCUGUGGGCCGCCAUCCGCCGCAGCGACCCGCUGCGGCUGCACCACGUCGAGCGCGCGCUGAUCCGCGACCGCUCGCAGCCGCGCGUCGGUCUCCUCCGCAGCCUGGCCGGCGUCGAGACCCAGCGCGGCCGCGUGCUCGAGGAGGUGAAGUCCUCCCAGAGGCCCGGCCUGGUCCACACCGAGACCGACGACAAGACCAAGGUCCUCCUGGCCGAACAGAAGAGGAAGCUCGACAAGGGCAAGGAGAAGGACAACGGCGCCGGCGUGUUCCGAGCGCCGCUCGAGUUGCUCUCCCAGGGCACCAACUAUUAG